Molecule: messenger RNA, 1524 nt
Organism: Diutina rugosa
Lineage: Eukaryota; Fungi; Ascomycota; Pichiomycetes; Serinales; Debaryomycetaceae
Product: TFIIH/NER complex subunit
Exons: 1
Coding region: 1-1524 (507 amino acids)
Biological process (GO): nucleotide-excision repair
Cellular component (GO): transcription factor TFIIH core complex; transcription factor TFIIH holo complex
Molecular function (GO): double-stranded DNA binding; ATPase activator activity
Source: RefSeq, a predicted model, not a curated record
AUGUCAACCAACCUAUUUAAGGCCACCGUCAACGAGUACCUAGAGGAGCUUCCGCGGCCGAUUCAGCUUCAGCUUUUCCAGCUGGCAGCGACGUGUCUUGCCAUCUACCGGUUGCUCCCGCCAAUGGCCAAGUUCUUCAUCAUGACGCUCGUGUUCAACGACCAGCCAGUGUCUCUGCGUGACCUCGACAAGUGGUGCAAGCCGCAGGCAAGAAAGCAGCAGCUCGAUCUGCUUACUCGGCUUCGCCUGCUUCACUUGAUCGAAGAGAAGGGGCCUAAUAUCCACCUCCAGGAUACCUUCCGCAAGAACUUCCGUGAUUGCCUCACUGGCAACCAAGGGGCCAACGCCUUUGGUCGGGUGUACAUCGACGAAGACGGACCCAAAGUUGACGUGGCCUUCCUCGAUAACUUCGGCUCUACCAAAUGGGAGACUAUUUUGCAUUACAUGGUGGGUACUCACCAUGCUCCAGCACCACUGUCGCUGGUAUUAGCAUUGUUACGCAAAGGCGGGCUCAUGGAAGGCCCCCUGAAUAAUUUACGCAUUACUAAUAAUGGGUUCCAGUUUCUUUUACAGGACCUGAACGCCCAGAUCUGGACGUUGCUCAUUCAGUACUUAAACCUCACCCAAGAACUUAAUAUGGACCCUGUUGACGUGCUCAACUUCAUUUUCAUUUUAGGGUCGCUUGAACUCGGCAAAGGGUAUUCGGUGCUGCUGCUUUCCGAGACUCAAGUCAAGAUGUUGGCCGAUUUGAAAGACUACGGGUUAGUGUACCGCAAAUCGGAGCGUCUGGCGGAGUUCUACCCCACUCGUCUUGCCACCACACUUACGUCAGACCUGGCGGCCCUUAAGACGCCAGCAAUGGCAUUGGAUCAAGCUACCCUGCUGACGCUGCUGCUGGAGCUGGCGCUGGCAGGGGCAUCCACCCUGAAUCAAGGCAGUAUCGUGUUGGAGACAAACUUCAAGCUUUACGCUUACACCAAUCUGCCGCUCGAAAUCGCCAUUCUCAACUUAUUUGUCACCCUCAAAACGCGGUUCUCUAAUAUGGUGUGUGGGCAAAUCACCCGUGAGCUGAUUCGUGAAGCGUUGACUAACGGCAUCACUGCCGACCAAAUCAUCAAAUUCUUGGAAACGCAUGCCCACCCUCAGAUGCGGAUUUUGGCUAAAGAAAAGCUUGACAAGAAGAUCGAGUUCGACACAAGUCACAACAUUAACACCGCCGGUGGUGCGCCCCAAUCGCAGGCUGAAGGGGCUCGGGUGGCACAACACAAGCUUGAAAUCUUACCUCCAACAGUAGUGGACCAAAUUCGCUUAUGGCAGUUAGAGUUGGACCGUAUUCAAACGUUUGAGGGUUACUUACUCAAAAACUUUUCCACUCAGCAUGAGUUUGAGCUGUUAUGUGGCUAUGCUCAAGAAAUCGGUGUACUUAUCUGGAGUGAUAAGCAAAAGAAACAAAUGUUUGUCACUAAUGAUGGCUUGACCCAAGUUGGAGAUUACGCUAACCGUCAUUUCCGCAGACGCAAUUAA